GUGGGGGAGGGAAGACUUACAUGGCCGCCAACCUUUUGAGGUUUAUGUGUCCCCCUUUUUGCUCAACCCCUCCGUAGAGAGAGAGACUCACCAGGUGAACUCACCUCUCAGGUCAAGCUCUGCCAGGCUCCACCACAUCCCCACAACCUCCCUACAGGGCCAAUGGCUCCUUCUAUGAGCUCUUGCAAGUGGACUUCGGAAUUGACAACAGCAGUGACCUGGCCGGGGCACAGCCCAUCACCUGGCAGGUGGAGUACCCGGUGGAGGACUCCUUGAGUGGGCUGGUGGUCUCCGAGAUCUUUGUCAGCCAGACUUCCUAUGUAGGCAUUGUGCCUCUCGCAAUGGACACGGAAGUUCUGAAUACAGCCAUCCUCACUGGUAAGGCCGUCUCGGUGCCCGUCAGGGUGGUGGCCGUGCAGGAGGAUGGGUCUGUGGUGCACGUGUCAGAGUCUGUGGAGUGCAGGUCUUCGGAUGAAGACGUUGUCAAGGUUUCCAACAACUGUGAUUCUGUCUUUGUGAACGGGAAGGAAAUGAAGAGCAAAGUGGACACGAUCGUGAACUUCACCCACCAGCACUUCACCUCUCAGCUUGAGGUCACGGUCUGGGCUCCCAGACUCCCCUUGCAGAUUGAGAUCUCCGACACCGAGCUGAGCCAGAUCAAAGGGUGGAGGAUCCCAGUGUCCUCCAAUAGGAGGCCCACCCGGGACAGUGAGGAUGAGGAGGAUGAGGAGAAGAAGGGCCGAGGCUGCUCUCUGCAGUACCAGCACGCCACAGUGCGUGUCCUCACACAGUUCGUGGCCGAGUCGCCCGACCUGGGUCAGCUGAGCUACAUGCUAGGCCCCGACUGGCAGUUUGACAUCACAGACCUCGUGACGGAGUUCAUGAAGGUGGAGGAACCGAAAAUUGCUCAGCUGCUGAAUGGCAGGACUCUUGUGGGUCGAGAGCCCGGGAUCACCACUGUGCAGGUCCUCUCACCUCUCUCUGAUUCCAUCCUGGCGGAGAAGACGGUCAUUGUGCUGGAUGACCGCGUCACCAUCGCAGACCUGGGCGUGCAGCUGGUGGCCGGCCUGUCUCUCUCCCUGCAGCCCCACAGAGCUGACAGAAGAGCCCUGGUCUCCACCGUGACCGCCCAGGACAUUCUGCAAGCCCCACAGCAGGAAGCAAUAGUGAGUUCUUGGAUCUUGUUCAGUGACGGCUCUGUGACACCUUUAGACAUCUAUGAACCCAAGGAUUUCUCAAUUACUGUCUCAUCAUUGGAUGAAAUGGUGGUGUCUGUCCAGCCCAACCUUCAAUCCAAAUGGCCAGUUGUGGUAGCAGAGGGUGAAGGGCAAGGGCCCUUAAUUAAGUUGGAAAUGAUGAUUAGUGAACCUUGUCAGAAGACCAAGAGGAAGAGUGUUCUUGCUGUGGGUAAAGGGAAUGUCAAGGUCAAAUUUCAACCAAGUAUCAAUGAGCGCCAAGGAGGCACCAAUGACAUUGAGGGCAUAAAUCGGGAAUACAAAGACCACCUCAGCAAUUCCAUAGAGCAUGAAGGAAGCCAGGAGAGAGCAGUCCAGGAAUGGUUCCAACAUGGCGCCUCAGUUGGCCAAGAGGAAAGUACCAACAAAAGCACAACUCCACAGUCUCCCAUGGAAGGACAGGAUAAGAAAUCACUCAAGGGUGGUAGCCCAGACACCUUCACCAGCUUCCCCACUCAAGGGAAGUCACCGGAACCCAAUAAUCCUAGUGACCUUACUGUGACCUCAAGGGGUUUGACUGACUUGGAGAUUGGCAUGUAUGCCCUGCUUUGCGUCUUCUGCCUGGCCAUUUUGGUCUUCUUGAUCAACUGUGUGGCAUUCGCUUGGAAAUACAGACACAAAAGAUUUGCUGUGAGUGAGCAGGGCAACAUUCCCCACUCCCAUGACUGGGUGUGGCUGGGGAACGAAGUGGAACUUUUGGAGAACCCUGUGGACAUCACACUCCCUUCCGAGGAGUGCACUACCAUGAUCGACCGGGGCCUGCAGUUUGAGGAGAGGAACUUCCUUCUCAAUGGCAGUUCCCAGAAGACGUUCCAUAAUCAGCUGCUCAGACCUUCUGACUAUAUCUACGAGAAGGACAUCAAAAACGAACCUAUAAAUCCCUCGGGCCCAAAGAGGAAGCGAGUCAAGUUCACUUCCUACACCACCAUCCUCCCUGAGGACGGAGGCCCCUACACCAACUCCAUCCUGUUUGACAGCGACGACAACAUCAAGUGGGUCUGCCCAGACAUGGGCCUGGGGGAAUCCCAGGAGUUUCGGGACUACAUGGAAAGACUGCAAGACCAGCUGUAACUCCUUUCUUAUGUUUGUAUUCACCUUUAUGCCUUCUGUUUUUUGAAUGGUGGAGCAGUAAGUCUGAUCAGCAAUAGGGGAUGAUUUAACAGAACUUAAUGCGUGGAGGUUGGGGGCUGUGUGUUGGGGGAGGUGCUUUCUAAGGGUAUUUCAAGAGCCAUGGGACUUUAAUCUGAGAAAAUGUCUCUGGAAUAGCCCACAUAAGGAAUUGGAACACCUCUAAGACAACAGUGUCCUCUACGGCCUGACCCUAGCUCGGUUCAAAUAUUCUAACGCCCGGCCCCACAAGACAUUGUUAAUCAUCUCGUGACCAAUGGCCCAUGCGGAAUUCAAAAAGCCUUUGGGAGUUGAUUAUUAUUAUUAUUUUUCUUUUUCUAUUCCUAGACCUUUUAAAGCACAGCGGAUGUUCCUUGCCCUUGGCCUGAGAGUAAAUGUACAUGAAAGAUGGCUGAAUGUAGCUGUCCUUUCUGGCUAUGAGCUCUGCUCAUUAUUUUUAUAUGCUUUUGCAGCUGCGCCUGGUUCCUUUGACCUCUGCAAUUCUUUUUUUUUUUUUUUGGAAACACAAAGACACAUUCCCGUCUUUUCUUCGAGAUCUGUUUGCUGUACAUAUGAGUUUUCUUCACUGAGACUUGCCACGUCAUGCAUCUUCCUGGGUGUCCACACAGGGUUUCUCCAGUUCUCCGUCCUUUCCCCCCAUCUUUUCGGGGGCUUUCUAGCUACAGCGCUUAUCCCCACUCUGUCUGUCUCUUCUCCGUUUUGUUGUUGAACUUAACCUGUAUCAGAUGGGGGUGGGAUUUUACUUACAGCAUUGCUAUCCUGUGAAGGAGGGCCAUCUAUUUAUAGUUUUCUCCAUGAAACCAGAACUGGAGACACGUUGUGAACCACAAACCUUUAUUUUUUAUCUCCUGCUUGUUGGCAAUUGAUGGGAAGUGGGGAGGACUCCUGGGGGGUGAAUUUCUGUAUUUAUACCAGUGCUUUGUAGUCCACACAAUUUAUUACCCAGACUGAAAUCUCAAAGCAGGAUCAGUAUACGCAGAAAGGGGUUUAUGUACAGAAUAGUUUCCAGAUUAAACUUUGCAUUUUACCAGAGCAUUUUGGUUCAAGUAAGUAGAAUGAUCUUUCAACUUCUGAAUAUUGUAGAAAGUCAGCUCUGCUGUUGGAUUUCUCUCCCCCCAAAUGUCCUCAUUCAUGACUCUGGCAGGACAUCUUCCAAUGGAGAAAACUGAUAGGUUUCCCCCUCCAAGUUCUUAAGAGGAGGUGACCAUUAUAGAUCUUAAGAAGCCAUUAGGGUGGAAUCUGUAGAUACUGGAAAAUCAAGGGGCAAAGAGGGAAAAGUCAUGGUUUCAAGCAAAGCAAGAGCUUCAGAAUAGGACAACAUUUUUAUUAAGGUGUGUAAGCUGGAAAAAGAGACCUGGGUCUAGUGAGUCUGGUUCUGAGCUUACCUUGAGUCUCUUGUGUCUUGAUAAGACAGAUCUUUAAAGGCUAAGAGUAAGCAGGAGCUGCAGGAGAUGAUCUGAGCAGUUUCUCACUCCCAAUGACCAGUGACUUGAGUUACUCCAUGGGGAGUGUCCCACUGUCCUAAGAGAAUUCUGCGGGUGGAACAUGGUGACUGCCCCUCCUCCAGUCACAAGAUGGCGGCUACGGAGUUCUGCCUGGGUCUCUUGCUCCAAGCACUGUGUCCAGUCUUUCAGUUGACUUUGUGUUUGAAACAGUGGUCAGGACCUGAAGCUGAGAGUUUCCCCAAACUUCUCCAUUUGGUUGGAAGAUGAAGCCAGAGACCUCAGCAUUAUCUUCAAAGGGAUAAUUCAGGAGAUGGCUGAACUAUUGUAGCUUCUUUCCUUCAAGUGUCACCGCCCCUCAGAGUUGCUGGGGGAGGCAGCCCUGAACCAGCCAUGUAGGCCAUCGAGAAGGCCAGUGUAGGCAGGCGAGUGUCAGUACCACCGUGAGGGAGCCCUGCCUUCUCUGCCAAGCUUUCCCAGUUGCCUCUCCCUUUUGGACUGCCCCCUUUCCAGAAGCAAUAUGCUUUUCAUUCCUAAUGCACGAGACCAGAACCUCUCACACAGCAGGCUGCCUCCCUGCGAAAACGGGACUCUGGAGUGGAGAGUCAUGGGGGAGAGGGGUAGGAAAGUUCCCCUUGUUAUGGGGAGUGGCAUCAAGGGACGUCUCUGCCCUGAGGCUUGAGGGAGAGUCAGGAUGUGCCUGGUGCUUCCUGGCAGAUUGGGCAACAUGGGGCCUGUGGAAAGCGCCUCUGGAUAAACUAGUCACCUAGAGCCAUACAGGUGCGGGGUCACAGUGUGAGUGGGAGGGGUGCCUGCCAGUUCAAAAUGGCAGGUCGUGGAGGAGAGGAUUCCUUCACCAUCUCUCUGUCUCUCUCUUUCUCUUACACACACACACACACACACACACACACGCACACACACACACUGUUAGUUCAGACAUAAUGAACACACACGCACACACACACACACACACACACUGUUAGUUCAGACAUAAUGAACACACACACACACACACACUCUCAAUAGUAUACACAAAGUCAAAUGGAUACACACACAUUAACACACAUUCAUGUACUGUGUGUGUGUGAAUAGUAGCAGCCAGAAAGCACACUAUUCAGUGGGCAUCCCCUCUGUCAAUCCUGCUCAGAUUGGACAUGGGUACUCUUCAGCUUAACAAAAAAUAAAUCCCCUUUCUGCUCUGUUUCCUGCUGCCCAGAAACUACAUGUAUUAUCUGCUUGUUUUCCAGCCAGUUAGUUUCAAAUGAAUAGGAAGCAUCUCCCAAAAUAUCUAAACCCAGACAGGAGAAUGACAAGGAUUACUGAGCUCUGGGGCAGGGUCUUGGAGUGUGUGUGUCAUAUUCUGGCCUUGGGUGAUUGAGGGGUCUGGGAGGGAGGUGUCCAUGGGAUAGGUGUGACUGAGUCACUUGGACAAGAAAACUUUGGUGAAGUCCCUUCCUGUCCCUUAAGAAUGGGCCUGCUGAUGGGUCACAAGGCCGUGAACCCUGAGGUAAGGUGAGACAGAUGGAGCAGGUAUUCUGAGAGCAGCAGGAGACACAGAAUGGUGGAAGGUGUGAACCCUUGGUUCUGGGGCUAUGCUUGCUCUCCAGACCAGCAUUUGGGGACCAAGGUGCAGCCACCCCAGAGAAGAACUGGAGUUCAGACAGGUGGCCGCUGUGAGAACGCAGGGUGGAAAGACUUGGGAGGUAUCCCCAGAACACCACCCAGUGAACCUCAGACAGCCCGUGUGAAUCAAACAAGGGCUGAAGCUACUUCCCAGGUGGUUCACACUGCACACGGGCUAAGGAGUGGGGUGGGGGUCCCUGUCACCCUUCAGGCUGGUCAGUAAGUUUCUGUGUGAACACUAAUGUGGGGCUGGGGGGAGAAAGAAGGAUUCAUUUUUGUCCGGGCUUCACAUUGGUAGCCUUUGUACCUUGCUCAUUUUCCAGUUUUGGCAAGUUUGUCUUUUGCAGUCUUGCUCACUCCUCCAGAAAGGUGUCCUUCCACUGUAAUGAUGUUGGGACCCCCAAACCAGCCUUCCAUUGUAAAAGAAAAAAAAAGAACAAUCGGUCCAAAUUUGAUGCCUACAAGCAUGAGUGGGGCUUCCUCUGUCUCCUACAUGUCAUUGGCGUCCCUGUGUCUCUUUUCCUCACAUCAUCUCAAAACUGGCCACACUUUUCCAUUCUAGUCUCUGUAGAGGACGUGAAUGCUGACCUAGGAACUCAGCAACCAUCUCCAUCACGAGCAUAGGUAUGUGUCAUGUGACCCCCACAUAAUCGCCUGUGCAAAGAGACAGGCGGGGAGGGGCGGAGUCAUCUUAAAACAAAAUGGCGGCUAUUUUGGCAAUACAGGUGAUACACAGGAGAAGUGUUUUGGAACACAUGCAUUUUAAAAGAAAAGCAUGCACAGCCAUAGCUUUUAAAAGUACAGACACACUCCUCAAAGCAUGCCACUCAAAAAAAAUAUAUAUAUCUCAGCUGAUGGUGGGUAGAGACAGGGGGACCAGACACCAGGAGAUGUGCAGGUCUGGGGGUGAGGCCUGGGAAGGAAGGGCAUGGCUUGCACUGGGGUUAUGGAUAGAACCUGCCAGAACAUUGUUGAUCUUCCUCUUCAUUGCUUUUGGAUGUCUUUUUUUUCUCUUUCUCUUUCUUUUUUUUUCGGGGGGUGGGUGGGUUGGGGGUGAGGGAUGCUUUCAGAAAUAAAGUGACUUCAUUUUCCAGCUUAAAGUUAUAUUCUAACCACAGGGUAACGCAUCCUUUUUAACGUGAAAAUAAACACUUAAACCUUC
This is a messenger RNA of Erinaceus europaeus (western European hedgehog), 6590 nucleotides long. It is a transcript of the gene TMEM132B, whose product is annotated as transmembrane protein 132B. Bases 342 to 2306 code for a protein of 654 amino acids. The record is from RefSeq and is a predicted model, not a curated record. NCBI's taxonomy places the organism in Eukaryota, Metazoa, Chordata, Mammalia, Eulipotyphla, Erinaceidae. The transcript has 7 exons.